Messenger RNA from Amoebophrya sp. A25, 531 nucleotides. Lineage: Eukaryota; Dinophyceae; Syndiniales; Amoebophryaceae. The record is from the annotation of a GenBank genome assembly.
AUGGCUGAGAAGAACGUGUUGAUUGAGACCAAAACGCCGACGCUUUUGGAGGGGGAUAGUGCAGGUCAGACAUUUGGAGGCAAACUUGCAGAAAGCGUUGCACCAGGAGCAUCAUCUUCUUCUUCUCGCGCUGUCAAUCUGAACAAAGACGAUGAUAAGAAACAACAAAUGCUUAUUGCUCCAGUACAUCAGAAUGAGGAUCGUCUAGGGCUUGCAUCAAUGGAUGAUGAUGAGGAGGAUGACGUUUACCCGCCGCGAGAUAAGAAGAACGACAUGAACAUGUCAAAGGAAGUGCCAUGCUUACUAUCGACAAACGAGGGACCUGAUGGGCCUGACAGUCAAUCGAACCAGGAGACUCUGAUCGCCCCCUUUGCUGGUCUAUAUGCACCGGCUGCCUACGCUGAUGCGGCUGGUCAUGUUGCUUUUGGUGGUGCUGUUAGUGCAAGUGACAACAUGCUGUCGUUCUAUCCUGGGAUGGAUCCGCCUCGCCAUCUCAUGAUCACCGACGGGUCGCAGAACUCGAGGGCAACU